AACAGAUCAAUAGGCGAACGCGGAGCGCCGCUCAGCGCGGGAGGCAGCGCGGCCCCAGCCCGGCCCAGCCCCCGAUGCGCGCCGGAGCCCGCGGGCGGCGCUGAGCAGGGCGGCCCCGGGGGCCGGGCCCCCUCUCCGUCCGUGCCCCGCGGGCCAUCAUGUCCUUCCCCCAGCUCGGAUACCAGUACAUCCGUCCGCUCUACCCACCCGAGCGCCCGGGGGCCGCCAGCGGCGGCGGCAACGCUGGGGCCCGGGGCGGCCCAGGAGCCGGAGCCUCGGAGCUGGCCGCCUCUGGGUCCCUGUCCAACGUGCUCUCCUCCGUGUACGGGGCGCCCUAUGCCGCGGCGGCAGCGGCUGCCGCAGCCGCCCAAGGCUACGGUGCCUUUCUGCCCUACGCCGCCGAGCUGCCCAUCUUCCCGCAGCUGGGCGCGCAGUACGAGCUGAAAGACAGCCCGGGGGUGCAGCAUCCGGCCGCAGCCGCCGCGUUUCCGCACCCGCACCCCGCCUUCUACCCGUAUGGCCAGUACCAGUUCGGGGACCCGUCCCGUCCCAAGAACGCCACCCGGGAAAGCACUAGCACGCUCAAGGCCUGGCUCAACGAGCACCGCAAGAACCCCUACCCCACCAAGGGCGAGAAGAUCAUGCUGGCCAUCAUCACCAAGAUGACCCUCACCCAGGUGUCCACCUGGUUCGCCAACGCGCGCCGGCGCCUCAAGAAAGAGAACAAGAUGACUUGGGCGCCUCGCAGCCGCACCGACGAGGAGGGCAACGCCUACGGGAGCGAGCGCGAGGAGGAAGACGAGGAGGAGGACGAAGAAGACAGCAAACGCGAGCUGGAGCUGGAGGAGGAGGAGCUCGUGGGGGAGGAGGAGGACACGGGGGGCGAGGGCCUGGCGGACGACGACGAGGACGAGGAGAUCGAUUUGGAGAACUUAGACGGUGCGGCCACGGGGCCUGAGCUCGCCUUGGCUGGGGCGGAGCACAGGGACGGCGACCUCGGCCUGAGACCCAUUUCAGACUCCAAGAAUAGCGACUCGGACGACAGCUCGGAGGGCCUGGAGGAGCGUCCACUGCCGGUGUUGAGUCUGGCCCCAGCGCCACCGCCGGUGGCCGCGGUCCCGCCGUCUCCGCCCUCGCCGCCUGCGGGCCUGGACCCCUGCGCUCCGGCGCCAGCGCCCGCCUCAGCCCUGCAGAAGCCCAAGAUCUGGUCCCUGGCCGAAACGGCCACAAGCCCGGACAACCCGCGCCCCUCGCCUCCGGGCGCCGGGGGUUCUCCCCCUGGAGCCGCCGUCGCGCCCCCAGCCCUGCAGCUCUCUCCAGCCGCCGCGGCCGCCGCGGCUCACAGACUCGUCUCGGCGCCUCUGAGCAAGUUCCCGGCUUGGACCAACCGGCCGUUCCCAGGCCCGCCGCCGGGGCCCCGCCCGCACCCGCUCUCCCUGCUCGGCUCGGCCCCUCCACACCUGCUGGGACUUCCCGGAGCCGCGGGCCACCCGGCCGCCGCCGCCGCUGCCUUCGCUCGGCCGGCGGAGCCCGAGGGCGGAACAGAUCGCUGUAGUGCCUUGGAAGUGGAGAAAAAGUUACUCAAGACAGCCUUCCAGCCCGUGCCCAGGCGGCCCCAGAACCACCUGGAUGCCGCUCUGGUCCUCUCGGCUCUCUCCUCGUCUUAGUACUUAUUUUU
Molecule: messenger RNA, 1678 nt
Organism: Lontra canadensis (Northern American river otter)
Lineage: Eukaryota; Metazoa; Chordata; Mammalia; Carnivora; Mustelidae
Gene: IRX3
Product: iroquois homeobox 3
Exons: 4
Coding region: 159-1667 (502 amino acids)
Biological process (GO): neuron differentiation; regulation of transcription by RNA polymerase II; cell development
Cellular component (GO): nucleus
Molecular function (GO): RNA polymerase II cis-regulatory region sequence-specific DNA binding; DNA-binding transcription factor activity, RNA polymerase II-specific
Source: RefSeq, a predicted model, not a curated record